Molecule: messenger RNA, 5030 nt
Organism: Austrofundulus limnaeus
Lineage: Eukaryota; Metazoa; Chordata; Actinopteri; Cyprinodontiformes; Rivulidae
Gene: alpk2
Product: alpha-kinase 2
Exons: 11
Coding region: 203-4507 (1434 amino acids)
Biological process (GO): protein phosphorylation
Molecular function (GO): ATP binding; protein serine/threonine kinase activity
Source: RefSeq, a predicted model, not a curated record
UGGCUCUAUAACCUGAAGCACACGACCAUGAAAUGGACAUGAAUCUCAAAAUAAAAGCUGUUCUCAAAAGAUGGAAUGAUGCCAGAAAAAACAGAGAAGUUAAGAGUUAAUUUGUGCAAGCAGACAUUGGUCCCAAAUCUCCAGGAGUUGCUGUUUGAGAGCUGGGCUCUGUUUUCCGACUGAAGCACAAUCAGGCGUCCUGAUGGAUCUGUCUCUAACUCACUCAGGCGACCGAACAGCAGCUUCUACUGAUGGUCAAACUGGGGAUUCACACACUGCUUCUCUUUUAUUGACUGCACGUGAACCACGGACACAGACUGAAUCUGGGCUCAUAGACACGACUGAUGACCCAACACUAAACGCUUCCAGGGAUGUAGAUGAUUCGAAGUGUUUUUCAGUUUGCUCAGAGACUUCACUGAAAAAUGAUAUGAAGAACCGUUGGUGUUUAGGUCCACCAAAACCUGAAAGUGAAAUGUCGCUUCUGUCGCCUCAUGGCUUUCUUUCACCUCAAUCUAAUUCUGCAGAGUUUGAUGUGAAACUAGAACAUCCCUUCUCUUGCAUGAAGAUAGCUAGUUCACCUGAAUCUUCUAAAGAUGUACCAUCCAGAUUUGAGGCUAUGAUGAAGCCGUCUAUCCCCGUGCCUUUGUCCACCUCCAGCUACAGUUUGGAACAUAUGCCAGUUUUGUCAUUAUCAGCUCAGUCUGAUAGUUUAGACACUGAUGCGAUGGUAGAACCCAUAUCAGACCUUUAUAUUUUUGAAGGUGACACACAUGACUUCAUCCUCAGCCAAACUGUAGAUCCCAGUGAGAUUAUAUGCCCUGAAUACCUGCCAUUAUCGCAAACAGGAAUGGAGAAGGCAGACCAUGACUGUGGUCCACAUGUCCUGAUGUGUGAUUCAGAAGGCAUUGUGUCACAAUGUCAUCACAGCUUUAGUGAGGAACAAGCUAUAGAGAGCAACCUGUCAGAGGUGAGUCAACACGGAGACUUACGAGCAUCUGCUGCCGAUGCCUGGGAGGUGGAGUUGAUGUCAGGAAGUGAUGUGAGGUCAGGCAAAGCAGAGGUCACUGAUGUAACCCCCCAACUGCAGCUCAGCAGCAGCCCAGUCGAACUGUGGAUGGACGCGCGUCAGGAUCUGAUGGGUGAGGACGAAGAAGACGUGGUGGUUUUGGACAAAGUGAGUCAUUUUCUGAUGCAAGAACAAGUGUCAGGUUUCUGCCCCAGUGACAAGAGGAUUGGCUGCUCCAUCAGCGACUCUAAAGGUUGGGGACCACCGGUUAAGAGGUGGUCAUCGGUGGACAGCUGGGCAACUGCACUCUCAGACUGGACUGGGAUUGUCGAGGAUCCAUCAGAAGACAUUGCAGCUGCUUUCGCAGAGAUAGGAGCUGAAAUAAAUGCUUUGACUCAGUCACUGGAUGAGUUGAACGCUCAAACUGAGUCAGAUACACUGCAAGAAAAUAUAAAGACGACAGAGCAAACUCAGGAGAUUAUGGGCGUUCAGGAUCAGCCUCUGAACACCCAAAGUACCCAAGAGAGCUCCAUUUAUUCUGAGCAGAGCUGUCUCUCUUGGGGUCUUGAAGCAGGAGGACCUGAGUGUCCGAACAGUUGCUCAAAGAUUGUUGAAUCCCUGUGUGACCCGGAAAAUACCACAAAAGAAGAACAGAAGUCGGCAGGGUUCCCAUUUAUGGGUUCACUCAGCAUGAUGAUGCCCUCUCCAGAAAGACGCCCUACAGACAUGACUGAGAGCACACUCAGGACUGCAGCUGCUUCUUCCUCUGAUUUGACUCUUUCUCAGUCUGAUGGAUACUUAAAACCUUUUGAGGACAAUAUUUUCUUGAGUGGUGACAAUGAUCCAGUCAAACUGAACAUAACAGAGGAUGCAGAUUUUUUCAUUCAUCCAGAGCCCCGUGGAGACGGACCACAUCAGGUGACUGACGAAUGCGUCUUGUCACAGCCAGGCUUGGUGGACAAGAAGGAGAUUUAUUGCGAAGGAAACACAUGUUCAACAGAUCCUGAUACCUUCCACAGACUUUCUCCAACACACCCAGAUGUGGACACACAACGUUAUCCUUGUACGGAUGUGUCAUUUAACACUUUGCCAGAUCUUCUUGGAGAAGGUCGAGUGGAGCAACAUUUGGAAAGUCCUGAGUUCACAGCAUAUUUAACUCCUUUUGGUAGUGACAGUUUGGAAGGUGAUCAGAUUCUAAAAGACUGCUCGGGUUGUGAUUGUGUACAAAGCUUGACUCUCUGCUCAAACCAGGUUGGAGUUACAGACAAAUCAUUUGAGGAGAGUGUUGAGGAGCUGAUUCAGAAAAAGCAGAAAAUAAUAAUCCCUGCCGAUAAACCUGCAGAUGCAAUACAGGAGCAGCAAAUCGAAGACACAGAACAUAAGGUUUUAACUAUAACCAAGGAUAUUACAGAGCUCAGCAAAGAUCUAGUAAACUUUACUUCUCUCCCUCUAGACCAUUUUGUUAUCUCAGAGAAUAACUGUGUCGCGUACCUCACUUUAGAUAUAAAUGAUCCCUUUACAACCGGGGCCGCUACACCCAUUUUUACACCUACAGACCUUGAGGAGCUUGAGUUGAAGAUGCCUCACAAAACCCAUAAGACUACCGUGGAGGGCAAAACACGCUCCAAAAAAGAGAAAUCUGGUGGUCACCAUCACAAUGUGCAAGCUUCCAAAAAACAAGAGAACAUAUCUCAUCAUGUUUCCACGCAGCAGACCUGCAAACAGCAAGAAAAUCAUCCCACAACUGGAGAAACCUACAUCAGUGAGCGAUGUGAUGCUGGGAUUGAGGUCAAGGAUGCUAAAAUUGUGAUUGAGACCAUUGGGACUGAGAAAAAGCUGCAUGGAAAGAAGAAAAAGAAACAAGGUCAGGGUGUGAGUGUUAGGAGCGAAGGGGAGACAUCAGCUGAUGUGGGGAAUGGAGCGAAACCAAAAACAACAAUGCUAAGGGUGGACAUGUUUGAGGCCAAGCUUGGGGCUAGAACUGGGAAGGCUCCGAAAGACAGCAGUCAGUCAGUCAGUGCUGAGAAAAAGUCCAAUCAAUCACAGGAUAAAAUUCCCCAGGAAGAGCCUCUACACCGCACAGAUCAUAAAAACCUCCAGACAAAAAAGGACUCCUGCCCUCCAAAUGAAGAUGUCAUUAAAAGGAGGCGGAUGUCGGGAGAUAAAUUUGGAAAAAUUGUCAGCUCUUUGGAGUCUAAACUACCAAAGACAGACGCUUCGGUGAAAGCAAAAGAAGAAGAGCCCCAAAGGAGUGUUGUUGCAGCUCGUAAGAAGGCACACAGCGAGGUGGUCAAACAAAAAACCCCACCAAAGGAAGAACCUAAGGUGGUGCAGCCCAUCCAGGCUGUGUCAGUGAGCGGAGACCCUCAGAGUCUGUGUCUGUGGUGUCAGUUUGCUGGAGUCCCCUCAGACUACACCGUGACCUGGAGCAGAGAGGGGACUGUCCUGUCUGAGAGCAAGAGAAGUGCAGGGGACGAGAGCAGAGUGACACUGACCAUCACCAAUGCCACCCACAAAGACCUGGGCAGGUUUGAGUGUCGCCUCAGCAGCUUACAUGUUUCAGUCACCCUGGACUAUCUGCUCACAUAUGAAGUUCUUAGUGAGAUUGUCAUCCCUGCAUCUCCAAAGACCACUUCAUCCACACCCGUAAACGUGUGCAGUGAGCAAGAGGACGCCCACUUUUCCAAGCUCUUGUUCAGGGAGGAUUUUCUCUCAGAGCAGUAUUUUGGAGAGAACCAUCCCAUCAGCAUCAUCACUGAAAAGGAUCACUUUGGUGAGGGGAUGCAUCGGCGAGCUUUUCGGACCACGCUGAAGGCAGGCCAGAUCCCCCUGCUGGUACCGGGACACGCCUGUGUGCUCAAAGUGCACAACGCUAUCAGCUACGGGACCAAGAAUAAUGACGAGCUCGUUCAGAGGAACUUUAAUCUGGCUGUAGAGGAGUGUCAGGUCCAGAACACAGCGAGGGAGUACAUCAAGGCCUACACCUCGGCUGCUCAGUCUGUCGAUGCCUUCGGAGACGUCCCUGACAUCAUUCCCAUCUACCUGGUUCACCGUCCGUCCAACGACGUCCCCUAUGCCACGCUGGAAGAGGAGCUGAUUGGUGACUUUGUCAAGUAUUCUGUCAAGGACGGCAAAGAGAUCAACCUGAUGAGACGUGACUCAGAGGCGGGGCAGAAAUGCUGUGCAUUCCAGCACUGGGUCUACCACAACACAGAGGGCAAUCUGCUGGUCACAGACAUGCAAGGAGUUGGCAUGAAGCUCACAGAUGUGGGAAUAGCGACCUGUAAAAAAGGAUACAAGGGCUUCAAAGGAAACUGUGCCACGUCUUUUAUUGACCAGUUCAAAGCUUUGCAUCAGUGUAACAAGUACUGUGAGAUUCUGGGGCUCAGUUCUCUGCAGCCCAAACCCAAAAAGGCCUCAGCAGCUCCGAAACCUAAACCCCAACCCGCUGCUGCUCCCAAGAAGAAAAUGUUUGGGCCCACGGUGAAGGGGAAAUUGUAACAAAACAACAUUAAAAAUGUGACUUUUAAGACUCUCUUCUGCAGAGAACUUUAAGGAGGAACCAGGAUGGGGAGCACAAGACAGCUGUUUAAUCUGAACACUUGAUAAACAUUUAUUUAUUUUUUAGACUGAUUUAGUGAGAGGAUGCUGGGGUAUCCAGAUAUAUAUAUUUUUCUUUUUCUACUGAACAUUUUCAAACUGUUAGUUCAUUAAAUUAAUGAGCAGGUUGAUUGAUUGAUUUGAGGAAAUGUCUUAGAAUUAGUUUGUGGAAGUGUCUGAUAAGGUUUGCAUGGAUGAAAUACAUUUUAUGUAGAGUCAUAAGACAUAUAAAUACUUUAUUUUUUUGUGAAACUCAGGAUGGGUUCACUUUUACCUUCAAUGCAAAGACAUUGUAGUCAAUUAAAGCUUUUUAAUGUUAGGUCUAUAACUGUAUUCAAGGAAAAAAUGUGAACUUUUAAUUUGUAUAAUAAUAUUUUAAGCCAUUUUCCCUGCUAUGUUGAUUUAAAAUGCUUUAAGAUGUAAA